This is a messenger RNA of Rosa rugosa (rugosa rose), 2701 nucleotides long. RefSeq names its product peroxisomal fatty acid beta-oxidation multifunctional protein MFP2. NCBI's taxonomy places the organism in Eukaryota, Viridiplantae, Streptophyta, Magnoliopsida, Rosales, Rosaceae. Gene Ontology annotation, molecular function: NAD+ binding; (3S)-3-hydroxyacyl-CoA dehydrogenase (NAD+) activity. The transcript has 17 exons. The record is from RefSeq and is a predicted model, not a curated record. Gene Ontology annotation, cellular component: peroxisome. Bases 228 to 2405 code for a protein of 725 amino acids. Gene Ontology annotation, biological process: fatty acid beta-oxidation.
AGCUCAUCGUUUUGAGCACCGCUACGAAAUAUCACAGAUCUGCCGGACCGUUCUCUCUGUCAUUUUCAGACGUCACUUCUCACCUGUCCGACGUCCCACGUCAAUUAAAACUCCAACAAACCAUUUGAAAAUUGAAACUCUACUUCUUCUUCCCCAUCAGAAAUUGAGACGUAGACGUAGGAAGGAAGAAAGAAAGAUAGAAUUGUGAAGCAGAGCGCAGUAGUGAAAUGGGUAGCAACGCGAAGGGAAGGACUGUGCUUGAGGUUGGAGCUGAUGGGGUGGCGCUCAUCACCAUCAUCAACCCUCCUGUCAAUUCCCUCUCCUUUGAUGUGUUAUUUGGCUUGAAAGAGAGCUAUGAGGAGGCUCUGAGGAGAGAAGAUGUCAAGGCAAUUGUCGUUACAGGUGCCAGAGGGAAAUUCUCUGGCGGAUUUGAUAUUACUGCUUUUGGUGGACUUCAAGGAGGGCAGACAGCGGAGCCGAAGCCUGGUUAUAUAUCUGUGGAGGUUAUCACUAACACUGUAGAAGGUGCUAGGAAACCUUCAGUUGCUGCCAUUGAUGGCCUAGCAUUGGGGGGAGGAUUAGAGGUUGCGAUGGCUUGCCAUGCUCGAAUAUCAACUCCGACUGCCCAAUUAGGCUUGCCAGAACUUCAGCUUGGACUCAUCCCUGGAUUUGGAGGAACGCAACGGCUUCCGCGUCUUGUUGGAAUUUCAAAGGCACUUGAAAUGAUGCUGACUUCAAAACCGGUUAAAGGGGAAGAGGCUCAUGAUUUAGGCCUUGUUGAUGCUAUAGUUUCACCUGAUGAGUUGGUAAGCACUGCACGUCGGUGGGCCUUGGAUAUCUUGGAGCGUCGGAGACCAUGGGUUGCUAGUCUUCAUAAGACUGACAAGUUAGAACCCCUUGGCGAAGCUAGGGAAAUACUUAAAUUUGCAAGAGCUCAAGUACAGAGGCAGGCUCCCAAUCUCAAACAUCCAUUGGUUUGCAUUGAUGUUGUUGAAGAGGGUAUAGCUUCUGGUGGCCGGGCUGGACUUUGGAAGGAAGCUCAAGAAUUUCAAGGACUUCUGCGUGCUGACACUUGCAAGAGCUUGGUCCACGUCUUCUUUGCUCAACGUGGAACAUCAAAGGUACCUGGGGUUACUGAUCGAGGUUUGGUGCCUAGACGAGUGACUAAGGUUGCUGUCAUUGGUGGAGGCUUGAUGGGCUCUGGAAUAACUACAGCAUUGAUUCUUAGUAAUUAUCCAGUGAUCCUGAAAGAAGUGAAUGAGAAGUUCUUGCAGGCUGGGAUUGGUAGAGUCAAAGCCAAUCUGCAGAGCCGCGUCAAAAAAGGGAAAAUGACUGAAGAGAAGUUUGAGAAGACGCUCUCUCUUCUUAAAGGUACCCUGGACUAUGAAAGCUUUAGAGAUGUUGACAUAGUCAUAGAGGCAGUUAUUGAGAAGGUUUCUUUAAAGCAACAAAUUUUUGCUGACCUUGAAAAAUAUUGCCCACAACACUGCAUACUUGCUAGUAACACUUCCACAAUUGACUUGAACCUUAUUGGAGAGAAGACCAAAUCCCAUGAUCGAAUUAUUGGAGCCCAUUUCUUUAGUCCAGCACAUGUCAUGCCACUUUUGGAAAUUGUUCGCACUAAUCAGACAUCUCCACAAGUUAUUGUUGAUUUGCUAGAAGUUGGGAAGAAGAUAAAGAAAACCCCAGUUGUUGUUGGGAACUGCACUGGAUUUGCUGUUAACAGAAUGUUCUUUCCUUAUACCCAAGCUGGUCUUCUGCUUAUUGAGCGUGGUGCAGAUGUAUAUCAGAUUGACAGGGCAAUCACCAAAUUUGGAAUGCCCAUGGGCCCAUUCAGAUUGGCUGAUCUGGUUGGCUUUGGUGUGGCGAUUGCAACUGGCAUGCAAUUUAUUGAGAAUUUUCCUGAGCGGACAUAUAAGUCGAUGCUUAUUCCUAUGAUGCAGGAGGAUGGGAGAGCAGGUGAAACUACAAAAAGAGGGUUUUAUGUUUAUGAUGAUAAACGCAAAGCUAAGCCAGAUCCUGAAUUGAAGAAGUACAUUGAGAAGUCAAGAAGCAUUUCUGGUCUUUCAAUAGAUGCCAAGCUAGUGAAGUUACCAGAAAAGGACAUUGUGGAAAUGAUCUUUUUCCCUGUUGUGAAUGAGGCCUGCAGAGUGUAUGCUGAAGGUAUUGCUGUAAAAGCUGCUGACCUUGAUAUUGCUUCAGUCAUGGGCAUGGGGUUUCCACCUUACAGGGGAGGUAUCAUGUUCUGGGCCGAUUUACUUGGAUCCAAAUACAUAUAUUCAAGACUGGAGCAAUGGUCAAACAUUUAUGGUGAAUUUUUCAAGCCUUGUGCCUAUUUAGCUGAAAGGGCUGCACAGGGAGCUCCUCUGAGCUGUCCUUUGAAGCAAUCAAAAUCUCGGUUAUAAAUUAUGAGAUUGCCAUUGUUGCUUCGACUGUUUCCCACAGCAUGGCAAUUAUUGGUUUCUCAUUUCUGUAGUCAUAAGUUUUGUUCUCUUUUAUGUUUUAUAUGGCUCAGGAACGUUUAAAUAAUGUUCGAGGAGAUGGCGAUUGUUGUUAUAGUGAUCGCUUGGAGAAUAACUGCCACUAGUUACUUGCUCAAUGUGUAACAUGUGAUGACUUCUAUAGUUUAGAAAUCUAUGUUAUUAACAAAGAUACUUUCCCAUAUAUUUUAAAUGGUAUACAAUCAUUAUAUUUCUUCUCA